AUGGGAGACGAUAACAAAGCACAAGGGGGACCUAAUACCGCUAAUGGUGGUGGUGGCGGCUCUGGAGAUCGAAAGCGCAAGCCAAAUCCCAACAAUCGACGUGGACGUGGACGCGGCAAUGGCCCUGCCAAACGUCAAGAACGAGACAACACCAAUAAUAACAAUGGUAACAGUGGAAACAAUGGUUCCAUGGAGGUUGACAAACCUCUAUCCAACUCUAGAAACAACGGCAAUUCCAAUGGCAAUAAUGGAAACGGGGGCAGAGGCGGCCAGAACAACAGAAAUCGCAACAACCGAGGACGAAACAACAAUAGAAAUCGCAACAACAACAAUCGCAACAACAAUAACAACAACAUCAAGAAGGAAGUCGAACCAAAAGCUGAAGCCAUGGAUGAAUCGAAUGAACCAAAUGUAGCAUCUGCAGCUGCUCCUACUGGUAACAGCGGUCUUCAUAUCACUGACAAGCGGUUUGCUGAUCUCGAACAGGUCUGCGACGAAAGUCGAAGAGCCAUGGCCGAAGUAUUCAAGUACGAGCUCAUGACCGAAGUUCAAGCCAAGACACUCCCAGUCAUUCUGGACUCGACCCGCAAAAUUGAUGUUUUGGCCAAGGCCAAGACUGGUACGGGAAAGACGCUUGGCUUUUUGAUUCCAGCCAUCGAGAAGAUUGUCCAAUCCAUCAAGACAAGCCGGUCUGACAAGAAUGAUAUUGGCUGCCUCGUCAUCUCCCCCACACGUGAACUUGCCUACCAAAUUGGAACCGAAGCUGAAAAGCUGGUGACCUUUCACACCCGACCCAAACUCAGCGUGGCUACGUGUGUGGGUGGCACCAACGUCAACAAGGAUCGCAGUACCAUCAAGAGGGGCUUUUUGAGUAUCUUGGUGGCAACUCCUGGUCGACUCUUGGAUCACUUACAAAACUCCGAGCUCAACUUGCAAAAUCGUUUGGCCAAGAUGGAUUGUCUAGUCUUGGACGAAGCCGAUCAGCUACUUGACAUGGGCUUUCGUCCCGACAUUGAGAGAAUUCUCAGACUUUUAAAACCCAGUGAAGGCAGCCGUCAAACUUUGUUGUUUUCUGCCACUGUUCCAAAGUCUGUUGCAGAGAUUGCGCACAUUGCGUUGCAACCCAAGUAUGAAUUCAUUGACACUGUCGGUGAAGAAGAGGAACAAACGCAUUCCCAUGUCAAGCAAGAAGUCAUGGUAGCGCAUUCCAGCAACCAGUCCGGUGGAAUGGGAGAAGCCCAGAUUCGAGCCAUUGCCGCCAUCUUGGAUCGUGAACUCAAGACUGGCACCAAAGGUGCUCCCUGCAAGGUGAUUGCCUUUUUUACCACUGCCCGAAUGACAGGUUUCAUGGCAGAGAUUUUCAACAGUGUCAUGGGAAAGACUGGCUUUCCCAAAAUCUUGGAGAUCCACUCGCGAAUGUCCCAGUCCGUUCGACAACGUACAUCUGAGAAGUUCCGUGCUUCCAAGGAAAACACCAUUCUAUUCAGCAGUGAUGUUUCGGCAAGAGGCAUGGAUUAUCCGGGUGUCACCUUUGUCCUACAAAUUGGCCUAACGGAACGAGCACAGUACAUUCACCGUUUGGGUCGUACUGCUCGUGCCGGAAAGGGAGGCUGUGGAGCGCUUCUUUUGGCUCCCUAUGAAGAAAAGUUCAUGGUGAACAAGAAUCUAGCGGACAUGCCCUUGGAAUCAGUGGACGUUCCUGAAUUGAACAACAGAUUGGACGACGCAAUGACCCAGGCCUUGAAUGGCGUGAAUGAUAACAAGAGCUUGAAGGAAUCGGCCGAGCAAGCAUACAGAGCGUGGUUGGGAUACUACAAUGGACAAUUGAAGAAGGUUGGAUGGAACAAGAUUGCGUUGGUGAAGGAGGCCAAUCAAUGGGCUUCUGAUGUUGGCCUAAAGUCACAGCCAGCAUUGCUCAAAAAGACUGUGGGCAAGAUGGGGUUAAAGGGUGUUCCCGGUUUGAAACUGGAGUGA
Molecule: messenger RNA, 1974 nt
Organism: Cylindrotheca closterium
Lineage: Eukaryota; Bacillariophyta; Bacillariophyceae; Bacillariales; Bacillariaceae
Source: the annotation of a GenBank genome assembly